Messenger RNA from Neopelma chrysocephalum (saffron-crested tyrant-manakin), 3413 nucleotides. It is a transcript of the gene CD86, whose product is annotated as CD86 molecule. Bases 124 to 1044 code for a protein of 306 amino acids. The transcript has 6 exons. The record is from RefSeq and is a predicted model, not a curated record. Lineage: Eukaryota; Metazoa; Chordata; Aves; Passeriformes; Pipridae. Gene Ontology annotation, biological process: negative regulation of T cell proliferation; positive regulation of T cell proliferation; immune response. Gene Ontology annotation, cellular component: external side of plasma membrane.
UUCAGGCGUUCUGAGUACUUGUCUUACCCAUUGCGCCCCGUGGACUCUGUGUUCCUCCCAUGGCAUACACAGUCUGCAGUAAUCUUGCACCACAUCAGCUUCUCUGUAAACCAGAGAUCUGCCAUGCCAUGCUUGAUGUUGUUGCUGAAGGCUGGAAAACACACAGAAGUCCUUGCACCGGUCUAUGGAAAAAGUGUCAUGGAGGUCUGCAUAUUAUUCCUUUGUGCUAUGAUAUCUCUCCCAGGUAUUGCUGCCAGUGUGCAUCAGGUGAAGGCAUUUCUCAAUCACACUGCAUACCUAUCCUGCUAUUUUCCAAACUCUCAGAAAAUUGACAUGAGGGACUUAAUAGUUUUUUGGCAAAAAGGCUCUCAUACAGUGGUGCAUGAAGUAUACUACGGUGAAGAAAAAUGGGAGCACCUUAGUCCUGAGUAUAUAAAUCGCACCAAGGUGGAUAUGGACAAAUGGACCUUGCAAUUGUUAAAUGCAGGAUUUAAGGAUGAGGGACACUAUGAGUGUAUCAUACAGCACAAAAAGGAAGGACCGCCAAAGGUCAUACACACGUCUGAGUGCUCACUGCACAUCAUUGCCAACUAUAGUCAACCUGAGAUAGCACAACUGCACACCGGGGAACUAAAGCCCAAUGGAUAUUUGAAUCUUUCCUGUUCGUCCAUUGGAGGUUAUCCAGAGCCCAAGGAGAUGACUUGGCUAAUUUCAUAUGAAAACACAACAUACAAGCAUAUGCCUGACAUGGACAUCUCACAGGAUGCCGUAACAAAGCUGUACAAUGUUACUAGCAAGCUGAAUAUCCCAGUUCCUACAAACAGCCUCACUAAUAUUAGCUGCUUGCUUCACCUCAGAGAGCAGCUGGGAAUCCUUGUCUCAGCACCACUACACAUUGAGAUACAGGAGAAAGAAAUGGAACAAGUAAAUAUAAAUUUCUCUGGCCCACUUAUAGCUGUGGUUUUACUGGUCGCACUUCUUCUGGGUUUUGUGAUAUUGAAGAAGAACAGAAAUAUCUUGUCUACCAACCAGAGAGGGCCAUAAUGCUGAGACAGGGAAGGAUUUAAGCAAGGCAUGUUUUCGGAUCUCACGAUUGACUACCAGAAGGUUUUCAAGAGAAUAUCUAUUGGACAAGAAAGUUAGUGAAAGUUGAGAAAGACUUGGAAAUGGAUGAGGUCUGAGAAAGUGUAAGGAGAAGAGUGAUACGCUGGGCUGGCUUGCAACAGGAAGUGCACAUGCAUCAAGUGCAGAUCUGCUUCACAGACUCCAGGAAAGCUGGGAAAGGCUACUCUCCAGACAGCAGACAUGCCACUAGCAAGGAGAGGUUCUGCACAGAAGUCCAGAAAUCCAGAAUACACUUACAGCUGUUGACGUGCCUCCUCACAUACUUGUGAUAUUUACAGCAGAUACGCAAGAUCAAAUUUUCCUGCACUUCCUGGUUUCUUGAUACUGACACAUGCAUAUUUUUUGUCCAUUACUUCUGUUAAUACAACUCUAAAACAAAGAAACUAAUGAAAAUCAUAAAAAUUAUCCCUAGCCACCCAUUUCUAAUAAGCAAUGCUUAUUAUUUCAGAAGGACAUAGACCUAGGAAAAAACAGAAAGAUGAGUUGAGGAUAGCUCAGACUGCAGUUACAUACCUACAUGCACAGCUGAUGCACUGUGUAUAUUGCCUGCCCUCUUCUGAAACAUGCUUUUGAUUUAACUUGUACAGGUGUGAAAAUGAGACUAUGACACAGAAGCAAAGGAGAGAUCUUACUUCUUUACCUUGCACUGUUAAAUGCACUACUGUAUCCAGAACCGUGUCAUAUCUCAAAAAGAUGUUAAAAUAUUAGAAUUAGAAAAGAAGUGAUAAAAAGUGACUAAUGCUCUAGAAAGCAUGUUUACAACGUGAAGUUUAUGGAGUUCAACCUAUACAGACAAUGAAGAAAAUGGAGAAAGGACCUGAUGAAUCUGUCUAGUAUUCCAACACUUGAAUUGACUGGAGAUCCUUCCUGCUGAGUGACUCAUACUAGGGAACCCAGAACUGGACACAGUACUAGAGGUGUGGCCUCAUCAGUGCUGAGUAGGGGGGAAGAAUCACGUUCCUUGACCUGAUGGCAACACUCCUCCUGAUGCAGUCCAGGAUACCGUUAGUACUCUUUGUCACUUACAUUCAGUGCAGUGUCCACCAGGACCCCCAGGUCUAUUUCUGCAAAGCUGCUUUCCAGCUUGUCAGCUCCCAGCAUGUGCUGAUGCAUGGAAAGGAGACAGAGAAGCUAAGAGUCAGAGUAAUCAGGUUUCUUGAAUGUAUAUGAAAGAUCCAGUAUAUACAUACAUGUACAUGUUUGUACUGUGGAAUAGAAAGGGACUGAUUUAACAAAAUAUUAGAGGGAAAACAAAUUAUGAUACCUAGCAAGAGAUUCUAAGUGGAAAGAAAAGCCAAGACAAAUUCAAGGAGAGAAGAUGUUUAGUAUUAUAUUUCUUAUCGCUAGAUAGCUUCUUAAAAGAAUUAUCAGUGGCCACAGCUUCUAUUACUCAAGUUGCCAAUGGCAACAGAGCAUAUUGUGAGUGAGAUAGAAACCAAGCUUUUCCUAACAGAUCAGGCACCCAGAUGCAGAGGACUUUAAAACUCUGAGACCUUCUUUCUUCAGAGAUUUUUCUUUCUAUGCCUGGGAUACUGUGCAAGAUCCACUGUCCAACCACUGUUUGGAGAGUGUCUCAGCUGAGGUUUGAUCAGAUUGGAUGGGCUGAAACUGGCAGAAUUGUGCUGAUGGAUAACAACAGAUCAUAUGGCCAGUCAUCUUUGUCCAGCUGUAUUAGAAAAGAUAAUUUAAAAUAAAAAAAACCUCAAUAACAACUAAUUUCUUCUUCAGCUUUAGUUAAACUACAGUUAGAGCUUAUACUUAAAAGGCAAAGCUAUGGCUUAACAUCUUUAAAAUCAUGGGUAAGAAGGCUAGAAGUGUGCAGGAGUGAAAGCUGUUUUGCAGACCGAAGCCUUUACAGAAAUUCAAUUAGACUAUUAGGAAGGUGUUUCUUCCUUAAUUAGGUCGGUGGUUAAGUCCUUCAAUAUUAUGUAUGCACUCAGAGCAGAAAAUGUGUAAAAACAACUCAGUAUAGGAACAGAGUAGGUUUUAUGAAGCAAUAUACCAAAAUGCUCCAUCAGCAUAACACACUGAAACAUCAAACCCCAGCUUCCCCUAAAGUAAUGCAAAGCAGGUGUUUGAUCCCAGAACACAAUUAGGAACCAUGGGAGAUACUUAUCUUCUCGUAUCAGUUUUACUACUCCUAAGCUUUCUCUCAUGGGCAAAAAGUGCACAGAAGUCUGAAUUCAAGGGUAUCACAUCCCAGACACUCAUUCGCGGGGUAAUUUUGGGGUGCUGACUGCAGCUGGCCGCUCUAAACUCCAACACAAAGAGCUGCAGUGGCCGUACAC